Messenger RNA from Cercopithifilaria johnstoni, 2175 nucleotides. The record is from the annotation of a GenBank genome assembly. NCBI's taxonomy places the organism in Eukaryota, Metazoa, Nematoda, Chromadorea, Rhabditida, Onchocercidae.
AUGGACGGACGCAAUAUAUUGAAUUUAUUUAAUCAACAAUUGGCCGAUGUUGAAACGGUAGCUGGUACAACUGAAUUACCGUCUGAGAAACUUUCUGAAAUACUCAAUAAAAUGGUUCGUGAAGAAUCGAAGAGAAAGAAUACCAUGUCUGAAAUUCGCAAAAUUAGUAAUAAAUUGAUGAAUAGACUGAAAAAUGGACAUACCGAAAGCAACAAAAUGUUUCUUACUGUGGAUCAGAAAGCAGAAAUUCCCGAAUUACCUACCUUGAAAACAUCGUCGUCACAUCAUCAUUCAAAGUAUAAAUCAUCGGAACAAACGGUUUUUGCGGUAGAUGAUGAACAAUCAUCUGUUUUAUCUUCUUCACAACUACCAAUAACCAAACCAGAACCCAGCUAUCGAUCAUCUUUUCGGGAAAAUGAAACAGACAUUAAAUGUGCUUACUUAUUUCGUGGCGAUUCGCUCUACAAUAAUAAACCAAUGGAUCCUGGAAACAAUAGCAUAAACAAUAAUGUUGAACGUGUUAAUGUCUACGAUCCAUUUUGCCCACUUCAUGGCUCUAAACAUCGCAUGAUAAACAAGAGGAUAAAGAUUCGCGAUUUCGAUUAUCAUUUGACGAGUAUUGAAUCAGUUGACGAUACUGAACCAUCAGGAACAGAUUUCGAAUUGAUUUUUAGCCAAGGUUUCGCUGCAAAGUUAAUUCGAAAAAGACGCCGUGCCCUCCUAUCCGGUUCCGAAAAAUACCAGUCUGAUAAGGCUAAACGGAAGAUUCGAGUGAAUCUAUGGAUCGUUAGCUUAGCAUUUUUAUUCCUCUUUACCGCUUUUCAUGGAUUACAGAAUCUGCAAUCUUCUAUUAACGGUCAUCUUGGAACAGACAGCCUCUCAAUCUUCUAUAUCAGCUUAUCAUUAUCAUAUUUAUUUGUUCCGUCAUUUAUCUUGAAUCGUCUUGGUUGCAAGCGUACGUUAAUUGCAUCAUCGGGAAUAUUUAUGAUUUACAUGCUGUCAAAUUUUCUACCCAAAUAUUAUUCGCUUAUUCCAGCUUCUAUUCUUGCCGGAUGUGCUGGAAGCUGUCUUUGGGCAGCAAAAUGUGUCUACAUUUUGGAAUGCGGGACAAAAUAUGCGCAAUUAAAUAUUGAAGCGCAAAAUUUUGUCAUCAUCAGGUUCUUCGGUUAUUUCUUUAUGGUACUUCAUUUGGGUCAAGUAAUAGGUAAUCUCAUUUCAUCUUUCAUCCUAACAGCUGCAACUGGUUAUCAUCAGUUAGAAGAUCAGGUGCAGAAAUGUUGUGGUCACUCGUUUUCUGAUAAUAUAUCAUGCUUAAGCGAACAAGCAAUUGAAAAUCUACGACGGCCGGCACAAAGUGUUUAUCUGUCUCUUUGUGGCAUCUAUUUCUGUUGCACCAUCGUUGCACUCAUGAUCGUGCUUCUUUUUCUAAAUUCGUUGAGAAAAGAUGAAAUUGCCAGAUUAAAGGCACCAUUCUUUUCAACAGACAUUUGUAGAGCGAUAUUUCGGAAUCUUACCCAUCCAAAAUCUUUGCUAUUAGUACCGUUGACACUUUUUAGUGGUGCUGAACAGGCAUUUGUAGUAGGCCUUUAUACAAAAGCCUACAUUGGUUGUGGCCUUGGCAUUAGCCAAAUUGGAUUCGUGAUGACGGCGUUUGGUGUAACAGAUGCCAUAUGUAGCUUGGUUUUUGGGCCAUUAAUGAAAUUGUUCGGACGGAUGCCUUUGUUUGUUUUUGGUGCUGUUAUCAGUAUGCUUGUGUCACUAACACUUUUGAUUUGGCCUCUAAAUCCUGGUGAUACAUCAUUAUUCUAUGCCAUCGUUGGUGUUUUGGGCAUGGCUGAUGGUGUUUGGAAUACUCAGAUUAGUGGAUUAUGGAUAGCGCUAUCUUCUAGUCAGUUAGAAACUGCAUUUGCUAAUUAUCGAUUUUGGGAAUCAAUCGGUUUUGGUUUUGGGCUUAUUCUCACUCGUUUUACGAAUAUCACUCAAUUUUUACUCAUUUCAUUAGGAAUGUUAUUGGUUGGAAUGCUCUGUUACUUGAGCAUCGAAUUUUAUGACAGUAUCAGUCUAUAUAGUAGGCGGAUCGUCGAUAUAUGUCGAAUUGGACGUAAAAGGCAAUUUGGAAAUAAACCACCUCCGUCGAUGGAAACGUCAUUGAUCAGUGCGCCAGAGAAAGUAUGA